AUGACGACGACGGCGUUCUCGGGCGCGCAGCGCGGGCGCGCCACGUCGCUGUACCGCUCGCUGCUGCGUACAUCGCGCCAGCUGUUUGGUGAGGACAUGCGCGCUGUACAAGCGGCGCAUGCCGAGACGCGCCGCCGUUUCCUGGAGGCGAGGCUCGAGCAGGACCCGGCGAAAAUCGACGAGGGCCUCGAGAUGGGCGAGCAAGUCCACUACCUGCUCAAGCACAAUGUCGUGCAGGGCGUUCCAAAAGACGGCGCAGACAACACCUACAAACUGCGGUUCACCGAGCACACGGAGCUCGGCUCCAACGAUACCAUUAAGCAGCCGCGGCCCGCGCCGACGCUAGCCGAGAUCGAGCGGACCAAGGGGGCCGCGCGUGCGCCGUGCGGUGGCAUCAGUGUGCGCUCGUUUAGCACGAGUGUGCGUGUGGGCGCCCGGUCGCCGGAGGGCCCCGAGGCGCCGCUGCCGCGCCCCGUUGCUCGGUUUCCCAACAUUGUGAUCCUGGCCGACGGCUCGUCGGUGCGCAUGACGACUACGUCUCCCCGCUACAUGACCAAGAUGACGCGGGACUAUACGAACCACCCGCUGUGGAACCCCAUGAUGGGCCGCCGCACGGAUGCGGGCGCCGACGACGACGCCGGCCGCCUCGGCCGCUUCCGCCGCCGCUUUGCCGAGGACGGCCCUGAGCAGGCGGCGCAGGUCGCCUUCGACGAGGGCGACUUUGACUGGAUGAGCGGUGGCCGCGAGGCGCGGCCAGGUGCGCCCAUCCAGACGAAGAAGGGCAAAGGCAAAAAGUAG
Malassezia sympodialis ATCC 42132 is the source of this 798-nucleotide messenger RNA. RefSeq names its product Mzm1p (gene MZM1). Gene Ontology annotation, biological process: mitochondrial respiratory chain complex III assembly. NCBI's taxonomy places the organism in Eukaryota, Fungi, Basidiomycota, Malasseziomycetes, Malasseziales, Malasseziaceae. The record is from RefSeq and is a predicted model, not a curated record. Gene Ontology annotation, molecular function: protein folding chaperone. Gene Ontology annotation, cellular component: mitochondrial matrix.